Tachyglossus aculeatus (Australian echidna) is the source of this 1122-nucleotide messenger RNA. Its product is annotated as homeobox protein CDX-4-like. Gene Ontology annotation, molecular function: DNA-binding transcription factor activity, RNA polymerase II-specific; RNA polymerase II transcription regulatory region sequence-specific DNA binding. Gene Ontology annotation, biological process: embryo development; regulation of transcription by RNA polymerase II; cell differentiation. The transcript is spliced from 4 exons. Bases 1 to 1122 code for a protein of 373 amino acids. NCBI's taxonomy places the organism in Eukaryota, Metazoa, Chordata, Mammalia, Monotremata, Tachyglossidae. The record is from RefSeq and is a predicted model, not a curated record. Gene Ontology annotation, cellular component: nucleus.
AUGUUCGGGAGCUGCCUGGUGGACCAGGACCCCCCGAUGUACCCGGGCUCGCUGCGGGGCGGCGGUGGCGGUGGUGGGGGGCCCCUGCCCGGGCAGAGCUUCGCGCCCGGCCCCCCGUACGCCGACUACAUGGGCUAUCCGUCCGGCCCCGGCCUGGACGGCCCCGGCCAGCCCCCCGCGGGGUGGGGGUCGCCCUACGGGGCCCCCCGGGAGGACUGGGGCGUCUACGGGGCCGGGCCCUCCUUGCCCCCCGGGGCCCCCGGCCCGCCACCGCCCCCGGCUCCUCCUGCCCCUGCUCCUGCUCCUCCUGCUCCUCCGCCGCCCCCCGGCCCGGGGCCCUACGGCUCCCCCGACUACGGCGCCCUGUCCGGGCCCGGGCCCGGGGGGCUGCCGCCCGUGGACGCGGCCGGCGCCGACCCUCUGCCCCCCGCCGGGCAGAGACACACCGCCUACGAGUGGAUGCGCAGGACCGUCCAGUCCGCCGCGGGCACAGGGAAAACAAGGACACGCGAAAAGUAUCGGGUGGUAUACACGGAUCGGCAGAGGCUGGAGCUGGAGAAGGAAUUUCAUUACAACAGAUACAUCACUAUCCGAAGGAAAUCAGAGCUGGCUGCCAACCUGAGGCUUUCGGAGAGACAGGUGAAGAUCUGGUUCCAGAACCGCAGAGCCAAAGAGCGAAAACUCAUGAAGAAGAAAAUGACUCAUUUUGACGGCAGUUUAGGCACCAUCCAGAGUGACUCAGGGUCCGUGAGCCCCGUGCCCGGAUCUGACCCGGUGACUUGUUCGGACCUGUCCGGGGCCUUGUUCCCCCCGCCGCCCCCACCCCCUCCUCCACAGCCACCGACGCCCACCCUGGCUCUCAAUGGACUGUCCAUGCAAUCGUUCCCCCCGGGCUGCGGCUGCCACAGAGCGUGGACACCCCCUCUUGGUGGGGGCCGGGCCGGUUGCCCAGAGGGUGGGCCCGAUCCCUUCAGACUUCAAGGCGUUCAGCCUGGACCCAAGCUGUUCGAGGACUUGGAAAUUCUCAGGGUUUUUAUAGUCUCUCUUCCUCCUCCCCGUCCCACCCCAAAACCGCUUCCAAAAAUCGUCAGGGCCUUUGCAAAUCUAGUUCAAAGUGACUGA